Fusarium oxysporum Fo47 is the source of this 4111-nucleotide messenger RNA. Its product is annotated as FAD dependent oxidoreductase-domain-containing protein. Gene Ontology annotation, biological process: nucleoside metabolic process. Gene Ontology annotation, molecular function: oxidoreductase activity; ADP binding. NCBI's taxonomy places the organism in Eukaryota, Fungi, Ascomycota, Sordariomycetes, Hypocreales, Nectriaceae. The transcript is spliced from 8 exons. The record is from RefSeq and is a predicted model, not a curated record. Bases 91 to 3999 code for a protein of 1302 amino acids.
AGUAAUCGUACAGAAACGACCAUUAUUGUGUUAUCUUGCAUUGCCUUGGCUUCCUUUUCAUAUCUCGGCCGCUGCUAUCUGUUAGAUAUAAUGUGCCCAGCUUCUUUUCCCCCGCUCGAAGGGAUGUCUUCUUUUUGGAGAACCGACCUGGGCAAUCUCGACAACCAUCAGUCAACUGCGGAGCUCCCAACUUGUGUAGACAUCGCCAUUAUUGGUGCCGGAUACUCUGCAGCAGCAAUUCUCACACAUAUCCUGGCAACAACUCCGGCUGCGGAUAGGCCAUCAAUUCUUGUUCUUGAAGCUCGGCAGUUAUGCUCGGGUGCGACUGGACGAAAUGGUGGCCAUUUGAAGCCCGACUCAUAUAACGCGAUUUCUGGGUAUGCCUCUGAGUACGGGAUAGAAGCCGCGGCAGAAGUUGCGUCAUUUGAAGCCGCAAAUGUUAAAGCUGUCACUGAAUACAUCCAACAAAAUAAAGUUGAUUGCGACUUUGUGCUUACGAGGGCGGUCGAUGUCCAACUUUCCACUGGCCAUCAACGUCGUAUCAAGGAAGGUUAUGACAAGCUUAUUGCUGCUGGACUUAAACCGACCAAGGAUACAUUCAGUGUUGAAGAGAAUGAUGCGGAGAUGAUGUCUGGCGUAAAAGGCGCAAAGGGCUGUUUUACAUAUACGGCAGGACACCUUUGGCCCUACAAACUUAUCCACCACAUGUUUUCAGAAGCAAUCCGUCAAGGAAUCAACCUGCAAACUAAUACGCCAGUUAAUUCUGUCUCCGAGACUCAAGAUGCAACUGGUCAAUGGAUUUUGAAUACCAACAGGGGUGAAGUCAGAGCGCGAAAGGUCGUGUUCGCAACCAAUGCCUACACAGGCUCACUACUUCCAGAAUACAAAAGCAAGAUCAUUCCAUAUCGCGCUGUAUGCAGUCGGAUCAAGACCCCAAGGCCACAUCCUCUUCUUAAUAAUACCUACGCACUUCGAUUCUCGGACUGGAACUUUGACUACCUAAUCCCUCGGUUAGAUGGGAGUAUCAUAGUCGGUGGAGCUCGAGAUGCGUAUAUCAGGUCUGUUGACUCAUGGUAUGGGAACGUUGAUGACACUCAAGUCAUUGAUGAAGCGCGCUCCUAUUUCGAUGACUACAUGCAGAGGCAUUUCCAUGGAUGGGAGGACAGUGGGGCAUAUGUCGAUGAUAUAUGGACCGGAAUCAUGGGGUACUCUUCCGACCGGCUCCCUCGAGUAGGACCUAUACCUGGUCGACCAGGCAUGUUUAUCAUGGGAGGCUUCACUGGCCAUGGUAUGCCGCAAAUCUACCUGUGCGGACAAGCGAUGGCGAAGUUUCUCCUCAAAGAUGCUUCAUUCAAGGAGACUGGUUUGCCCCGAUUAUUUGAGGAAACACAGGCUCGUUUAGAAGACCCAAGAGACAGAGUGCUAGAGUUAUUUCCGGUCACUGUCUCGCCUCCACAAAAAAAGUUUAAAUGUCGACUGCAAUUGGUAGACCGCAACGUCCCGCCUCACGAGCCGACUUUCCGCUUGCCAUCAUCUGCGCCCUCUCUCGAAGCCGAUGCGAUAGAAGCCCUAUUUGACGAAUACUGGGACUGUCAUGUCUACAGCAAAGCCCCCGGCGACCCCAAUUCCUACUCGACUGGACGUAUCGGCCAUCAUAAUGUCGUACUCGCCUACAUGCCUGAAGCAGGAAAGGCCAACGGAGCCGCUGUCGCGACUAAUUGUCGUGUGAGCUUCCCUCAUGUCAAAUUGGCCAUCGUCGUCGGGAUCUGUGGAGUCAUCCCUUUCACCCCGGGUCCUCGAGAUGCACACCAUGAGAUCAUUUUGGGAGAUGUCAUUGUCAGUCAAAGCGUUGUCCAGUACGAUUUGGGACGGCAAUAUCCUGACAGCUUUGAGUACAAAAACGCCAAUGAAGAGGCUCUUGGGAGACCCAACGUUGAGAUCCGUUCCCUGCUAUCGAAGCUGAAGGGCCUCCGAGCACGAAGAGCAUUCGAAUCCGACAUAAGAAGAUUCCUUUCAUUCCUGCAAGAAGAUCUAGAACUGGCCGCCCAUUACCCAGAACCCGGGACAGAUCGCCUAUACGAGGCUACCUACCUGCAUGUCGACAAAGACAUGCCAUGUGGCAAGUGCGGCUGCAACGGAAAGCUUGUGCCGCGUGAACGACUUGAACGAGAAGUACCAGAUCCCAGGGUGCACUUUGGAAGGAUUGCCUCUGGCGACACAGUCAUGAAAUCGGGCAAACAGCGUGACGAUAUCGCUAGAAAGCUUGGCGUCAUUGCUUUUGAGAUGGAGAGCGCUGGAGUAUGGGAUAGCCUACCAUGCUUGGUUAUUAAGGGCGCCUGCGAUUAUGCCGAUAGUCACAAGGCUAAAACUGCCCAGAGUUACGCUGCAGCGACUGCCGCUGCUUGCACCAAAGCUAUAUUGCGCCAUUGGGUGGUUCCAACCAGUCAUGAUUCAACUGGAGAGGGUAACUUAACUCGGUUCUUGGUCCCUUUCCCACCAAAUGAAGACUUUGUUGGCCGACAGGACAUUCUUGAGAGCCUUCGUCAAGAAUUAAGUCUUAAAAAGUCUCAUGCUGUCGCAGCUCUCUUUGGUUUAGGAGGGGCAGGAAAAACACAGAUCGCCCUGGCAUAUGUGCACGAGACGCGCGCCCAGAAUCCAGGCCUGUCAGUCUUUUGGGUUUACGCAAGUAAUGAAGAGCGCAUGCGGCAGUCAUAUGCCAUAAUUAUUCAACAAUUCGAGAUUCCUCGCGGUGAAAACGACUUGAGUGAUCUCGAACUGGUAAAAAGAUGGUUGGAAGCUGAAUUCCACAGGCCAUGGCUGAUGGUUGUCGACAAUGUCGAUGACUUCGACCUUUUUUAUGGCACUAGUGGUCUGAGUCGGUUUCUCCCAACCUGCGCUCAAGGUCAGUUGCUCAUCACGACUAGAAAUCGGCAGGUAGCUAUCCGAGCUACUAAAGGUCGGUGCUCCAUUGAAGUCCCGCGGAUGACCGAGAGCGAAGCACAAGAACUCCUUGGUGAACAUCUAGGGUUUUUGCGGCCCGACGUUGCUGACCUAUCGACAUUGGCGUUGAAGCUCGAAUACCUUCCUUUGAUACUUGUGCAAGCCGCUUCAUUCAUUAAAGAGAACAGUAUCUCGAUCAGCGAGUACUUGAACCUUCUAGAAACAGACGAGAACCUGAUACAACUACUCGAUGAGGACUUUGAGGCAGAUGGCAGAGAUCCAGACUCAUUGCAAGCUGUUACCAAAACUUGGACAAUUUCAUUUCGACAAAUCAGACGCCAGAACGAAUUAGCGGGCGAUUUACUAUCUUUACUGUCUAUGUUCGAUCAUCAGCAUAUACCUGAGGAAUUCUUGGUCACUUAUCUAUCGCUCACUUACGGCGAUGAAAGGACCUUGGAGCGUCUCAGGGCCAUUGGGCUUCUGAAAGCCUUCUCCUUUGUAUCGAGUGGAGAAGACAACAGCAUCUCUAUGCAUCGACUGAUACAGCUGGUGAUGCGCAGAUGGCUCAUCAAAGAAGACACAAUGGAAUAUUUCUUGCGCAAGGCGAUCUUGACAAUACACGGGGUGUCUGCUUUAACGUCCGACGACGACACAUCAACACGAGUUCUACAUAAUACCUCUCACAUACUCAUCGCCCUAUCUAUAUUUCACAGCACUUUUGGUGCGAAUAUGUGGAGUCGUACGAAUACCCUCGAGAUGUUCAAGCUUACUAUUCUUGCCGCCUAUAAGGAUCUGAUCUUUCAUCUUAGUGCAAAUGGUCUAGCUGAGGAGGUGCUGGAUAUAAGAUUAGAUACAAAAAAGGACUGGCUUGGUACAGAGGCUAGUGCCGCGAUAUUUGCAAGUUACUAUCACGCAUUAUACGAGGAACGGACUAGCAUUAUACGACAACUGGAGAUUGUUGUUGAUACAUGGCGAUUUAUGUUGCCCCCUGGUACCAGCAAUGUAUGGGAGAUAUGCGAAGCAGAUCUUCGGGGUUAUUCGUCCCGGCGUAGUGCCUAGGCGUGUUAAGAUUUAUGUGACAUGGUAGAGCGGGACGAUAAGGGAAAAUGGAGCGCGUGUCAAUAUUUUGAUAGUAUUUAAUUAAUUAAAGCUUCCUAUAAUGACAAUUAAU